AUGGGGGACCCAGGGGGCAAGUUUCUCGAUAUAAAUGAGAUAUUACUCGAUUAUACUCUCGAUACGACCAAGGGUCAAAGUGGUUCACCAGUUUACGUAUGGCAUAAUAGCUACGGUCAAGCGAUAAUCAAGAUAGCAAAGGGCGCCCGACGUAAUAGUAGUACCGGAUCAGGAGAGGUCAAGGCUCGAUUUUCCUUAGACCAAUAUACCGAUCUCACGUUUAUCCCUCUCGAGUCCACUUCCCAAGGGAUAAUUAAACCAAAGGGUCAAGUGAAAUACGCCAUUGUAUCUUUCAAGUUUCCUAAUACCUAUCUAUAUAUGGACGGUAAUUAG
Hyaloscypha bicolor E is the source of this 333-nucleotide messenger RNA. RefSeq lists its product as uncharacterized. Gene Ontology annotation, biological process: proteolysis. The transcript is spliced from 2 exons. The record is from RefSeq and is a predicted model, not a curated record. Bases 1 to 333 code for a protein of 110 amino acids. Lineage: Eukaryota; Fungi; Ascomycota; Leotiomycetes; Helotiales; Hyaloscyphaceae. Gene Ontology annotation, molecular function: serine-type peptidase activity.